AAAUGCAUUUAUGCUGUCAGUGUGAAUUCGCCGCUCAGUUUGUUCAAUUUUGGUGUUUAAAACCAUUUUUCUGGAAAGUUCCGCUUUACAUAUGAAUUUCUAGAGAAAAGCAACUGCUUGCGGUCUCUUGAUAUUUUGGUACGUCCUUAGAGAUAAAGUGAUUUAAAGUAGUGCAAAAGAUAUGGCACUAUUACUGCCAUGUUACAAUCGAGGUUGCGGCCAGAAAUUUGACCCCAAUAGUAACAACGAAGAUAUCUGUAUCCACCACCCGGGAGUUCCAUUCUUCCACGAUGCCUAUAAAGGAUGGACCUGCUGCAACCGAAAAAGUGUCGAUUUCACCGAGUUUCUCAACAUUAAAGGUUGCACUGCUGGGAAGCAUUCUAAUGAAAAACCUCCUGAACCAGAAAAACCAGCGAAAGAAGAAGUUAUUGAAGAAAUUCCUCAGCCAAAGAUGCCGGAACCGACUAAAAAGUCCACUCUAGUGCGACCUCCGUGGGACAGUCCACUAACGAAGAUGGAUCCAACUGUAAAUGCAGCUUUUCGAAAGCAAAUUGAUGAUCUUCCAGAAACCCCAACAGCGCACAAAUCCAAUUCGGAUCCAUCCGAAAUAAAGCCUGGAACAACUUGCAAGCAUGGUGGAUGCAAUUACGUGUACGAGGGAGAUGUGGAUAACAGCAAACCAUGUGUUUAUCACCCGGGUGUUCCUAUUUUUCACGAAGGACUCAAGUUCUGGUCCUGCUGCCAACGAAGAACCUCGGAUUUUACCGCUUUCAUGAAUCAAGUCGGCUGUGAAACAGGAACUCACAAAUGGACCAGCGACGAGGAGCAGUCGAAGAUUGUCAACUGCAGGCUGGACUGGCAUCAGACUGCAACACAGGUUGUUGUAACAGUUUAUGCAAAAAUGUAUCAUUAUCGACUCAGUACGGUUAAGCUAAAUCCGAUUCGGUUGGCCAUUUGUUUGGUGUUUCCUCAGCAGAAUAAUCAAGAGUACAAUACUGACCUGGAACUCAGAGGAAUAAUUGACGUAAGCAAAUCGAAAGUUCAAAUGUUUGGCACAAAAGUGGAGGUAACACUUGUGAAGGCCGAACCUGGACAGUGGCCAAAGUUGGACUUUCCUAGGGAGAAGAAACUCAGCGCAGAGCCAAAACCAGCAGAUGAGGAAAGCAAAAAACAGACCGCUGCUGAUGAUAACGAUUCAGAUGUAGACCUCGACGAUAUCGAGCCCGCCUUUAGUUCAGCUACCUUAAAGGAAGUGAAAUAACGAUCCGAACCAGAGUACAUUACAUUUAGUUAUUUCUUAGCCAAUGCUACUUCGUCUGUGCGUUCCUUAAUAAUAAAGAAGAAAUUUUCCUGGAA
Molecule: messenger RNA, 1356 nt
Organism: Wyeomyia smithii (pitcher-plant mosquito)
Lineage: Eukaryota; Metazoa; Arthropoda; Insecta; Diptera; Culicidae
Gene: mora
Product: cysteine and histidine-rich domain-containing protein morgana
Exons: 3
Coding region: 182-1261 (359 amino acids)
Source: RefSeq, a predicted model, not a curated record